AAGCUCGAGGUCCAUAAAUGGCGCAUUAAUCAAAACCCAAUCACCUCUUCGCAUGUGACUUGCUAAUUACCACUCUCUUCUUCUAUUAUUAAUUUUCUUCUUCUUUCAUCGCUUUCGUCUCCAACAUCGCCAUGGCAGCAGCUCCGUCUCUCACUCUCCUCAUCACUCUCUCUCUUCUCUUCAUUUCACUCCCAAGAUCUGAACCUCUCCCUGAGAAUCCAUCCUUGAUUCUUCUAGGCGACGGAUUCGACUGGCCGAUCUCUCACGGCGACGCAUUCGACAACAUCGACGGAGGAGAAAGCUUUGAAGAUGCCGAGGAAGAAGAUGUCGCAGAUCGACGGUCGCUGUACUGGAAGAGGAAGAGAUACUACAUAUCCUACGGUGCAUUGUCGGCGAACAGAGUCCCGUGUCCUCCCAGAUCUGGAAGAUCGUACUACACUCACAACUGCUUCAGAGCUAGAGGUCAGGUUCAUCCAUACACUCGAGGCUGCUCCUCCAUCACUCGAUGCCGGAGAUAGAAAAAUGCAUUUUCCAAUCACGGACUCUGUUUGUGUUUGCUCGUUCGAUUUCGAUGUAACCGUGAUUAAUUACUUUUGUUAAAUUAAUUAAGCCCGCGUCAUUUUUAUUCGAGUGAUGAUAUCUAAUGUAUUCAAAAUUAUGGUAAUUAUGUUGCCUAAAAAAGGUAAUUAUUUAUGGUAAUUAUUUAUUUA
Raphanus sativus (radish) is the source of this 710-nucleotide messenger RNA. RefSeq names its product protein RALF-like 34. Lineage: Eukaryota; Viridiplantae; Streptophyta; Magnoliopsida; Brassicales; Brassicaceae. The transcript has a single exon. The record is from RefSeq and is a predicted model, not a curated record. Bases 132 to 518 code for a protein of 128 amino acids.